AUGUCUGGCACGGACGGCGAUCCGUCGAGCUCCACGCGGAUUCAAGGGUUUUCUCUCGCGGCCAUCGGAGUCACAUCCUUUGGCGGGGAGGGUUUCCAAUUGGGCCAGCUCUCCCCUAGUGCUGACCCUGUGACCCAUGAAGAGGGCAUUGCGGCGCGGCGGGCUUCGGAGGAGCAGCGAUGGCAGAAGGCAAUGGACGACCUGCGUGCUUUUGAGCAGCAGUCGCCUGAGGAACGUCGCGACCCGACUUGGGUGCCGGGUAAUGCGGAUGCUGGCGCUGCGAGUGACGGUGAUAGCGGUGGCGAGGUACCGGAUAAGACUAAGUGGCCGUGGGAGCACGCUGCCACAUGGCCUGACGUUCCGGCAGCCGAGACGGGGGCCGGGCCGAGUGGGUUGACCGGAGGAGCCGUCGUUGGGGGGGGUAGGCAGGGUACCAUCGAUCAGUAUGUCACGACUCGGGUUGGAGAGCGGCAGCUGCGCGAGGCCUUGGUGAUGCUGUUCACCAGCCUUGACAUGUCGUUCCGUUCGGUCGACAGGCCCGCGUUUCAUGACUUCGUGGCCCUGCUUAACCCGGACGCGGCGCAGCAUCUCGGCACACGUUUCCGCCUUGCGCGGGAUAUGCUGUCUGCAGCCGAGACGGCUAAGGCUCAGCUUCGACAGCUGUUGACAGGCGACGGUCUGGCGGGGCGGGUGACACUCACCACUGACAUAUGGACCAGUGAGAACAACGUCGUUUUCAUGGUGGUGACUGCUCACCGAGUCACCUCGGACUUCCAGCUGCAGCAGAUGGUGAUCGACUUCAGGCCGCUGGAGGGCCGCCACACGGGGGAUAAGAUAGCGACCGAGCUGAAGGAGGUCAUAGGGGAGUGGGCAUUGGGUGGUGGUGAGUUUUUCGGCGUGACGACGGACAACGCCGAGAACAACAACCGGGCGGUUCGUUUGUUGGCCGGCGUCCCUGACGACACACUGGGGUCACGUCCGCGUGACCCCGCCGUCAUGUCCCUGUCUCGGCACUUCAAGUGCGUGGCCCACAUCUUGAACCUUGCAGCGCAGUACGCACUCAAGGUUGAGUCGGUGGCCGAGGCGCUCUGGAGGUUGCGAGCUGUGGCUAGCUACAUCGGGUGGUCGGUGCAGCAGUCGGAGCGCUUUUUUGACAUCCAGAAGCAGUAUGCUGCGACCCUUGCGGCGACCCAGGCAGGGGAGGGGGCGGAAGAGGGGGGGGAGAGGCAGGCAGAGGGGGGCACUGCAGAGGGGGGAGCGACGCAGGCAAAGGGGGGCAGCAGUGCGCGCAAGAGACCUACCGACUUGCGCCUGAUCGUUGACUCGGACACGCGCUGGGGUUCCACGCUGGAGAUGGUGGUGAGGGGGUGUGAGCUGUCCAUUCCGCUCACGAUGUACUUCGAUGAGUCCUCUAUCGUAAACGUCUCGCAGCUGUGCAAGGACCUCUCGGGCCAGGCCUUGAGCAAGCUGGAGCGCCACAUGGGCCGGGUGAGCGAGGAGUGUGCGAUUGCCACCUUCCUCGAUCCUCGGCUCAAGACGGCAACCUUCAGGCUCGGGGCCCGAGGGGCGAGGACUAGUGCGCCCAUUGUGGUAGAGGCGGGGGGGCAUGCCAGGGGUGCCAGGACACUCGACCUGAGUGAGGAGAGGGUGAAGGUGCUCGUACGCGAGCGCCUUCCAACCUACCAGACAGCUGCCCGUGCAGCGGCAGAGGCACGCCUUGGGGGGGAGGUUACAAGCACUAGGGGAGUGACGGGGGAGGGCGUAGCGAGGAGCAGGGCUGCAGGGCGCAGGGGGGCCAGGUUGCGUGGCGUGCUGGACUUUCAGGCUAGGCUGUUCGUAGAGUUGGCAGAGAUGGAGGCAGAGGAGGGGGUGCAGGCACAGGACGAGGUGGACCAGUAUUUAGCUGAGGCGAGGCAGGAGGGUGGGUGCGUCUUAGCGUACUGGCGCGGGAGGGAGCUGCAGCUGCCCGGGCUUAGGGCCAUGGCUCGCAAUUAUUUGGGUAUCCCCGCCACGUCUGCAGUGAGUGAGAGAGCCUUCAGUCAGAGCAGGAACAUCAUCUAG
Molecule: messenger RNA, 2061 nt
Organism: Closterium sp. Yama58-4
Lineage: Eukaryota; Viridiplantae; Streptophyta; Zygnematophyceae; Desmidiales; Closteriaceae
Source: the annotation of a GenBank genome assembly